This is a messenger RNA of Zootermopsis nevadensis, 1744 nucleotides long. NCBI's taxonomy places the organism in Eukaryota, Metazoa, Arthropoda, Insecta, Blattodea, Termopsidae. The record is from RefSeq and is a predicted model, not a curated record.
CGGGUGAAUGAACAGUAUGUCUGGUUGUGUGGGGAUAUGUGAUGUUUGGCGCGUCUGUAAGACAUCUGAUAUGAAGAAAUAUAUUUUUUGCUGUAAUAUAUGCAAUGAUUAUGCCGAUACUUAACACGAUUGAAUUAUUUUAUAUUGCGAAGCAAACCCCAUGCCCUUGGGUUUUACAUAUAUGAUUUGUAAGUGUUCCUUGGAGAGGUGGGUAUAAGUGAUGACUUACAGGAAAUUUAGCAACUGUGAAUGCGUUGUGCGGGUGUACAAGCUUCCUAAUUGCGCUUAUUGACUUGACGAUCUGGACAGUGACUAUUACUUUUUUUUGUGUUUCAACACGAAGUUAGUGAAACAAACGUUUGAUUGUGAAUUUGAAAUUUCUGUGUCUGCCCGGGCUGGUCUUGUUGUCCUUGUACACUGAUGGCCACUCUAGCGGUGUGUUUUAGAAUCAGUUGUGGCAUGUAAUCCUGGUUUUCAUUUUAAUUUUGGUUAUGCAUUACCCGUAUUUUAGACAGGAUGACAGUGAUAUUGAAAUGUAUUCAUGGCCAUGUAAGUUUAAUUGUGUUACGGAUGUGCCUAUGGUCAUCCCGUCGUGACGCAUUUGGGACUGAAAUGUAAAUUGCGAGUUGUGGUGUAAAGUUUGUGUGAUGACCGAUAGAUGGCGCGUGUGUAGCUAAAGCCCCAAAAUGGGAGUCAUUGACAUAAUGGCUGUACAGGUUGCUUAUGAAUAACACUACACGUUAAAGUCACUUAUACUAGUGGCGGGAUUCAUACUUUUAAUUUAUAGGUUCAGGGGGAAUGACAGAUUGAAAAUGGCUGAUUUGUUUAUCCAGAUAACUAAUUCCACUUGCCAUAAUUGUAUUGACUAAGCAGUAAAGUGACAUGGCUGAUUCUUGCGCCCAAAAGACUGGGACUGUCCGAAGAUGACUGGCUUCUUUAAAAUAAUUUUGGUAACAUAAAUUAAGACAUUUAAUAGACUACCAGACAAAGUGUGUGGAUAGGACAAGGAUAAACACUGGUUCCAAGCAGUCAAGUCAUUGAGGAAGGAAUUGAUUUCACAGCGAGGUUUAUUUGUGACUUACACUUCCAAAGAUGACAGUACCUCGGCGGCUUGAUUGCCAAGUGACAGGUGUCCCUUCUGCUUGGGUGUCCCACGUAGCAGUUGAUUGUUUGACACAGAUGACAGUUGAUCAGGUCCAUUGGUUCUGUCUCUUGAAUGACUGUGCCUCAAGCUUAAAACUAUGGGUGAAAUAGUGUUUAUGACAACAUCAAAAUGAAUGGUGAAAUUCCAAGUGUUCCAAUCACCACUUUGGCCGGCAUAUCAAGUCUUACAGACUUGUUGCCAGAGAUGCCACUUCCUUCACCAUUGCCACAGACAUUGAGUAACAAGUCGCUGCUCUUCCACCCCCGGGUUGCAGAGGAAGCUCAAAUUCUUCUGAGUGUGCGGGAUGAUGCCCUGGUGCCACAGUUGAUCCAGUCUCUUGUUCAGACGUCCGCUGAUCAUAUAGAACUUAAAGAUCAUUAUGCUGGCACAGAACCACCUGUGGACCAGCAGCAGAAUAUUCCAGAACUCUUGAAAGCCAUUCUGCAGAGAAAUCCUGGUGUAUUCAAGGGACCACUUGCCAAUUCCCCUCGGCAGCCUCAUUGGAACCAAGUGACGGGGUUCAACUCAAAUUACAACCAGACUUCUCCUGCAAGCUACGGCCAGGCAUCGCCUUCAUAUCCGAGCCCGUGCGGGUCGCGA